Molecule: messenger RNA, 1166 nt
Organism: Daphnia carinata
Lineage: Eukaryota; Metazoa; Arthropoda; Branchiopoda; Diplostraca; Daphniidae
Product: pancreatic triacylglycerol lipase-like
Exons: 8
Coding region: 25-993 (322 amino acids)
Biological process (GO): lipid metabolic process
Molecular function (GO): lipase activity
Source: RefSeq, a predicted model, not a curated record
GCUCUCAGUUGCCUCCUUCCAAAAAUGAAAAUCUUUCAAGCAAUCUUGUUGGUUUCGCUUUGUGCCAUCACUUACAUUGAAGGUAAGAGUGUUGGAGACGUGAAUCGCAGCAAUGGCAAAGCCGAUCCUAUUACCUUCACGCAUUUCAACCUAUGGACAAGGAAUAAUCCAACUACCCUACAAGAACUGUUUAUUGGCGAUAUUUCUACUUUAACUGGAUCGAAUUUCGACACGUCCAAGCCCACCAAAGUGUUUGCUCACGGCUGGAGAAUGAACGGCUAUGAUAACGAUGCCGUGAUUAAUCUAAGAAAUGAAUUCCUCGCAAACGAAGAUUGCAAUUUUAUUGCUGUGGAUUGGGAAGAGUUGGCUAACAAUAUCAACUAUUAUUCAUCGGCAGCCAACACUCAGCCAGUUGGACUCUUAACUGGCGACUUCCUUAACUUUCUAGUUGCGCAAGGAUCGGACGUCAACCAGUUUCAUGUCAUCGGUUUCAGUCUGGGAGCUCACGUUGCUGGUAAAGCUGGCGCUGUUCUAAAUGGGCGCAUUCCACGGAUUACUGGUCUUGAUCCAGCUUAUCCUGGCUUCUCCGUCGCGAAUACGGAUGAAAGACUAGACGUAACUGAUGCCCAAUUUGUUGAUGUUAUGCAUACGAAUAGCGCGUCAUUACUGGAUGGUGGACUUAGUUUCCCAGUUUCCAUCGGACAUGUAGAUUUCUGGCCGAACGGUGGCAUUGUCCAGCCGGGUUGCAUCCUUACAGGAUCCGAUAUCCUCGCUAUAGCAACUGGAUGCAGUCAUAGUCGAGCUCAUCAGUAUUUUGCCGAGUCAAUCAAUGGUGGACGUUUUACCUCCAUUCGUUGCACAUCCUACGACGAUUUCAGUGCAGCUUUAUGCAAUGGAAAUCCACAGGAUUUAAUGGGCCUGCCCGUCUCUACGACAGCUUCUGGGGAUUAUUACCUCAACACAUUCGACGCCGCUCCAUUUUCCAUGGGUUGAUUACGCAGCACACAUGAAAAGGCUUUUCAUCUAUCGUUUUUACUCAAAGACCCAGCGCUAUGCCCCUAGUUAUGAUAAUGCUAUGGCGUUUUUAAUCUCUUUGACAUUUUUUUAUUGUUGCCAAGUGUGCCAAUAUCAGAAUCGAUGUUACAAACGUAAACUCUUGUUACCAA